ACUAGUGAGUGGUGGAGGAGGGCACCAGAUAUAUCUCAUUUCUCUUUCUUACCAGUGCGUUUGAAUCCUCUCUACCUGCGCGACGUUAUCCGUUCUUGCCGCUGUGCCUCCGCGACGCGACCUCUUGAACCCGUCGUCUCGUUCAUUCUAAAAAAAUAGUGCAUUAUUUAAGUCCUGCCUAUAUUCACGCUCUUCGAGUGCAUUUUUCAUAUUCUAUUGUAUUCGUAUUCAAAUUAUCUAAGUGAACGGAGUGAUAACUCUAAAAAAAGUGUAAAUAAACGAUUAAAAACCAGGAACGUUGCGAUUUUCUGAAGUUUUUAAUACUGUAUGUACACGAGUGUUUUUAUAGCGGGAUUUUACUUUUUCAACCGGAUUAUUUAAGGCUUUAACGUUAAUGUGUCGUUUCAGUGUUAUUAGACGUUUCUUGCUCAUGGAAUAAUAAAGACGUUACUGAACCGGACUGCAAAACUGAGCUCUGCGGAGCUGUCGGUACAGGGAGACGAUUACACGCGGAAGAUAUGGCACAUGUACGCGACAUUUGAGGAAUUGGUGGACCAUCACACUGGAGGCGCGAAGCCAAAAGAGGAUGGCGGAUUCAAGGGAAGCUCAAGCGGAAUGGGGACGCGCCCGGAGCCGCAACCGCCGCCAGUGGCCCCGCAGUCGGCGCCACCUCGCGCAUCCAUAGGAGGGAGCUUCUUCGAGCUGAGCGGAGCCGGAACCACAGGCGACGCCGACGCCGGCGCCUCCAUGUCCCCGCAGACCUCGUCCCUCGAGUUCUUGGGCUCCGGAUCCAAAGACGACAUGAGCUUAGAGUACCGAAAGCCGCACUACCGAACCCGCUACCGCCGCGGUCGGAAGAGACUCGGCGUCUCGAACCCCCUCCUGGACACGAUCAGCUCCAUCAGCUGGAUGCAGCCCGACGACGAGGGGGGCUACGGAAGCCACGGAUCCCACAAGAAUUUCGGGCCCAAGUACAGCUCCGACUUCGACAGGGACUCCAUCAGCUACGCCGGCUCCAACUCCAUCGACUCCGGCUACAAGAGCUACUGCCCCACGCCGGAGCCCUCGGAGGGCCUCUACUUCGAGAAGCGCGGCUCUAUAUCUAGUCAGUGUUCGCAGAAGCCGCGGAUACCAAUGGGCACGCGGGUCCUCAACCGGAACUCCAUGCCGCAGUACUACAGCACGGACGACGAGCAAGAGCACGACUCCAGCCUCAGCUUCCGGCACAGUUUGCUCAGCGUCGAGUCGGUCGGAGCCGGCGCCGGGAGCGGAGUCCUGCGGCCGCGGAGUCUGAGCACGAGCAGCGCGGGCGGCUACCGGCGACCCGUGAGCCCCGUCUCGCAGAGGUCGCUCCGCACGAGUUGCCCGAGCUGCCCCAGCUCCAGAACGCACAGCCCCUGCUACAGCGGCGCCAGCGGCAAGAGCUCCCCGCUCUACCACCGCACCAAGCUACCCUCCGACCACGCAGACGUCGGCUACCUCUUCAGCAAGCGCAUCCAAGACGACCAAGUCACCGCUCUUAUCAAUGUCCUAGAUGACAGCAACCGUUGGACAAGUGUCGCUCGGGUCAAGAAUCUUAAAGAUAAUUGCCGAAGUCACGAGUGCUCAUCGAGUAGCGAAAGUAGCUGCCCAAGCCCCUCCUCGAACCUGCCACCGGGGCCGGAGCAGUUUUCGGACGUGGCCAGGUGCAUCCUGGAAAUCGUGGAGGACCUCCAGAAGUCCGGGAGCACCUCCAUAGCGGGGGACACCUCGCCGCCGGCCCCGGCCCCCUCGCGGGGGGAGCGACCCUCGUCGGUGUCUUCAACAGGGUUACCAACUCUAGACUACCAUGUAUACGAAGAGAUAAUGUAUGAUUUGAUGACGUCACAAGCCAAAGCACAAUCGGCUCCGCCACCCUUGCCGGCGCGACCGGAGACUCUGCGCAAGCAGGCGGUGCCCCCGGGGCCAGGCACCUCGAUCUCGGCGUACGCGCAUUCCAUGACCCGUCAGGCGAACCAGAGGAGCAAUAUAUACUCCAUUUUCCGCGACCAAGGCGUCAGGAGGGGAAUCAGCGAGUCACUCGAGAUAGAGGCUCAGCGACCCCCAGCCACCACCUCCACGUCCACCCGGAGACCAGCACCUCACCCACCCGACUUUCUAACCGAUGACGAAUAUGGAUUCCUUGCUUCCAGGAUUGACCUGAAUUUCUGAAGCUCGUCCCGCUCAGACUGCCCAUUGAAACUGAAAUGAAGAAAGAGACUGCAAAACUUCAAGGACUCGAUCGAAAUUCGACUUGAAUUUUUUGAAAAUGUAUCACCUACAUUUUUAUAUCGGCUAUAAGUUUUAUAACAAAUUAUUGUAAUUUAAUAUAUGUAGUCAUUUUUCAUUGCGUUCGUUGUAAGAGUGGUAACAUAGGAUGAAUUUUUUUCCUCGCCCCUCACCCUCGUGUCCCAUCCUUACAAUUUUUAUGAGCUCCCCCAUAAAUUCCGAGUCCCUGUGUAAAAAUAUUGUUACUUUCAUUAGUUGAUGCUUCAAUUUUAUGAUAACUUUUUACGAAGGUCCUCCGUGAAAAUUUUUGUAUGCUUACUUCCUUGUUCCGUAAUAUUUAGCCAAAGAUAUUUCAAAGCCCAGAAAAUUACAUUCAGAGAAGACUCUCCGAAGAAUGCAUGAUUUGCACUGGAAACGGAUAAAUUCAAAAUGCCUUAAUCCUAUUCAGCCACAAAAGAUAAAAAGAAGCUAAUAUCAAUAUAUUGUAUGAUAAUAUUGGCGGAUGGUGUAUGAUAUCAUUAAAAUCGAUAUCCAAAAUCUCCAUGCAUCUCCCCUUGGAAUCUUAUUACACUGACAGAAUUGCAAAAUUAUAAAUAACAAAGGUAAGAGUCUACGAUUAAUAAACUUCCAGCUAAAUAAACAAAUCCUCUGACUUUAUCUCGGAAGAAAGAAGUAAAAAAUACCGUAGCUACGGUAUAUCAACCGUAUAGAUAGCCUUGGUCAUACAAUUCCAAUUUACUCGUCAAUGUAUGUAAUGGAGUGAGGCAAAAUAUGCCCUAAGGUAGUGGAGAAAAAGAGAGGUAACUAUGCCACAAAUUAGAGGAGAUAGUUCUACCUCAUUAGACUUAAAGCAGGAGCAUCAAAAAUUUCAGAAAUUGAACCUUUUGAUAAAAAUUCAAAGUUUCAGGAAGCUAAACGGUAGAUUCGAGAAAAACGCUGUGGGCGUUUGCCGGUGCUGUCAUCACCCUGCGAAACGAUUUGCUGCCGUGCUAUGGAAAAACGCCGUAUGAACCUUCAAGAGUUGCCAAAUUUCCUUUGGUAAAUCACCAAUUUUUGGGAAAAUUGUUAAAGAUUUUUCCCCCAAUUUUCCCGAUAAUUUUGAUCUCAAAUUCACCUAAAGUUCCUGAAAAUUUCGAGGAGCAAUAUUCAUAACUUCUUUCACAAGUAACUAUUUUCUAAGAGGAAAUUUGGCAACUCUUGAAUGUUCAUACGGCGUUUCUCCUUGGCACAGCAGUAUACACCUUUCAGUUUGAACCUCGCAGAGACAAAGUAUCCUUAUCCCUUGCGACAAGGUGGAGAAAUGGUGCUGGGUCCACACCAUUUCGCGGGAAAAACAAAGACAAGAAGUUCCAAAAAUUAUAAUUAGGGUCAAAAUUAAAUUUUUUUAAUCAUUCCUAGCGCUUGCAAGGAUCUACUCCCAGGAUCUACAGAUGGCUUUUACUCAAGCUUCGUGAAAAUUAUCAUUCUUGUGAUUCUAAUAUAAAAGAUCUCAUUAAUUUCCCUUAAUCACGAUGUAGAAUUAAUAUGUGAGGCCUCCCUGGGGAUGGAGCUAUUCAAGGGACGACCAUUCAUACGGCCCUUAACAUCGCAGUAUUAACGCUAGGGCGGUGGAGUGCGUUCAACUGUUUCUUGCAAUCGAAAUUCCUCAUGAUUGAUGAGUCAUUAAUUGAUUUAUGAUCUAUUAAUGGCAUAAUCGUAAUGAACUCCUCACAGAAUUCGGAAUCGAGGUUACGUUUAAUGAUCUACAUUGGAGCAAUCGAAAAUCGAUUUGUCGAGUGUCGCAAUGACCAGUGGCGAUUCUUGAAAGUUGGCAACACUUUUUUUCCUCCAUUUAAAUGUCUGUAAGACUCCUGGUGAGGCAGCUUGCCUCAUCUGAGUCGAUAUUUUAAGUGGAUUCCAAUGGAGAAAAAACAGCGAUGCCAACUUUCAAGAAUCGCCACUGGCAAUUACCAUGAAGUAUCCACUAAAUCAGUGUACCUGUAAGGAAGCUGCUUGACCUUAGAUGUAGACUUAGUUAUGCCAAAAGGAAUUUUGUGCAUAGGGUUUGCAAGCAACAUAGUUCCUCUUUGCAUAAGUACGUCUAUAUGUUGACGAGUAGUCGCUAGUGUGACCAAAGCGCAGUCUGAUGACGUUGGUUUAUUGCGUCAGAUGUAAUUGUAAAAAAUUAUAAAUAACCCGACAUUUCUUUCUGUCUAAGUUCAAUCGAUUUCAAAUAUUAUAUAACGAUUAAAGGUUGGUUGGGUGAAUGUCCUACUCAGUCCCUCCACCUUCCCGGAGGAUUCCGUUUCACAAUUUAGUAUUUUCAAUGUUUAGGUACAUUUUUAAAAGGUACCUAACAACAACAACAACAACAACAUUUUAGAUACAACAUUUCUUAUGUAAAAUGAUUUUAAUUGAAAGGGGCAAAAAUACACUCCUACGUAAUAAUAGAUCAGCUUGGCGGAAAAGAAAAGGACGCAAGGCUGAAGAUAUUUGCAUCCUGUGAUAGCUUGAAACGCUAAGCUGUUAUAAUCGAAUUCGGGGUUUUAACUACUUAGGUACGUAUUUGAUUUUUUUCCGUUCCUAUUUCAAACGCACACAACGAAAACUCCCUUACUUUCUUCUCUAGAGCUCUGAAUUUUUAUAACUUUAGAAUAAGAAUUUGGUUUCACAAGCACUGUUCAUUCAUCAGUUGAUCCUAUACUUGUAAAAACAAAUUGACAAACCGUGAUCACUUGUCCAUGCAGAGACAAUUUUUUCGGAACAAUAGCAGUUACCUGCAUUGUAACAUCAGAAAAUUUUUGCAAGCAUUUAACUCCCACAGGAGAAAAUCCUCGCAAAUAUUCUCGGGAAAUUUUAGUAAAUUUUGUCAAUGAUUGAAAGCAACUUAAUUUCAUGUUCAUUUAUACGAAAGAACACGAUAGCAGCUUUUCCGUCGGCAAAAAAAUAAAUCACUGAUUGGACUCUAAUGAUUGGCGAUAGGGCAACUCACUUAUUAUGGCUAAAGUCGAAAUAUACUCAAAGGUUUAUCCACACAAUUCAAUGGAUAUUUUGGAUUUCGAGUCUUUUCAAAAAAAUAAAACAUAAAAUGAGAUACCGACGCAUCUUUCAACUUUAGCCAUCGAUAGGUAUACCUACAUCCAAUUCUGAAUCACGCCAAGACAAAUCGCCAUUGGACCGUAAAAUAUUUUAAAGGCUUACUUUAGCGAGCUUUUUGGUGGGAAUGUGGGCCUUAAGUUUAAAACAAAAAACUGCCAUUUUACAUAUUAUUAGAAUAGAAGGGAAAGACACGUCGCCUUUCCCCAGCAGCCAACCUGUUUAUUAUGGUAACUCUGUUUUUGUAAAAAAAUAAAAUAUGAAAAAAAAUAUAAAAAAAAAUACUUGUGAGCAAACUCAAUUAUCUUGUGCUUAAUUUAUAUUAAAUCGUUUGUUACAUCGUCUGUUUUAAAUAUUACCUAUGUACACGCAUUUUUAGAUGUCUGUUUUGACUCAACUUCAGACUUAAAAACUGUUGAAUGAAAUAAACCAAUUUGUAGUAAACUUCAA
Molecule: messenger RNA, 5772 nt
Organism: Bemisia tabaci
Lineage: Eukaryota; Metazoa; Arthropoda; Insecta; Hemiptera; Aleyrodidae
Source: RefSeq, a predicted model, not a curated record